ACCUCCAAACCACAAUUACCACAGAAACAAAAAUCUAAAAAUAGUUGGCGGGAAAAUUUCACUUGACAAAUACUCUAGAAUAAAAUCCGCCGACCGAAUUGGCAAUCAGAAUACAAGUCAUUGAUCACGAUUCUCCAGCAAAAUGCGUCGAAAAGAGGAGUCGAGCCAGCAGCAGCAGCUGAUUGUUGCGAAGCGGGCUUACAAGGCGGCGGAGGCGGAGGGGAAUCGCCAGGAGGAGGCGCGUUGGGCGAACUUCAUCGGCGACUUGCACAAGAAUCGCGGCGAGUACGUGGAGGCUCUCCGGUGGCUGCGCAAGGACUACGAGGUCUCCAUUAGGUACCUGCCCCAUAAGCAGCUGCUCGCCACGUGUCAGUCCCUCGGCGAGCUCCACCUCCGUCUCGGCGAUUACGAAGAAGCCCUAAAAUUCCAGAAAAAGCAUUUCGAUCUUGCCAAGGAUGAAGAUGACCUCAUUGAGCAACAAAGAGCUAGCACGCAGCUCGGACGAACUUACCAUGAAAUGUUUUUGAAGUCCGACGAUGACCACUUGUCUAUUCGGAAUGCCAAGAAGUAUUUUGAACUAUCCAUGGAACUUGCACAAACUAUAAAGAAGAAGUCGAAUUCCGAGAAAGUUUCUUUUGUAAAGGAGUACAUUGAUGCCCAUAAUAACCUUGGAAUGCUUGAAAUUGAUCUUGACAACUUGAAUGCAGCAGAGAAGAUUCUUACAGAAGGAUUGGAGAUAUGUCAGGAAGAAGAAGUCCCUGAGGGUGAUGCUACACGCAGUAGGCUCCACCACAACCUCGGAAAUGUUUACAUGGAGCUGAGGAAAUGGGAAAAAGCACGUGAUCACAUUAAAAAGGAUAUUGUUAUCUGCAAGCGGAUUGGACACUGUCAAGGGGAAGCGAAAGGUUAUAUUAAUCACGGGGAGCUGCAUUACAGAAAUCAAAGUUAUGAAGAAGCCCUUGCAUCUUAUAAAAAGGCGCUUGAACUGGCAAGGACAUUGGAAGAUGAGGUUGCGCUGACUGAACAAAUACAUCAAAAUAUCACAACUGUAAGAGAAGCAAUGCGAGUGAUGAGUGAAAUAAGAACUGAAGAGUUAAACCUUAAGAAGCUCGAAAGGAAUACAGAAAUGGCCAGAGGAACAGAGAGCGAACGGAAAUUUCUACUGAAACAGAAUUCUUCCCUUGAUUGCCUUGUCGAGAAAUCCAGGAUGAUCUUUGCUUGGCUAAAACUUGGUGAAUAUGGUAAAAGGAAGAAGAGGAUAGCAAAUGACCUUUGUGACAAGGAGAAACUUAGUGAUUCAUUUCUGGUUGUUGGGGAGUCAUACCAGAAGCUCCGGAGAUUCAGUAAAGCUCUUAAAUGGUAUCAAAAAGCCUGGGAAUCUUACCGUUUGAUUGGAAACUUGGAGGGGCAAGCACUGGCAAAGAUAAACAUCGGGGAUGUUUUGGACUGCACUGGGGAUUACUCAGGUGCUUUGGACGCAUGUAGAGAGGGUUACAGGAUUGCUGUUAAAGGAAACUUAUCUUCAUUGCAGCUGUCUGCCCUAGAAAAUAUGCACUACAGCCACAUGAUUCGCUUUGAUGAUGCUGACGAGGCAAGGUCGGCAAAAAUUUUAAUUGACAAAUUAAAGCAAUCCAAAGAUGCUGAGAUCCAUCCAGGAGGUUCUCCAGGUGAUUUCUGUUCCGAGACACAAACAGAGUUGGAUAACCUAUCAGCAGAUGAUGGGUCUGAUGGUAGCUUUUCACCAAAGGAACAUAAAGCCAAUGCUCAUGAAGUAAAAUCUUAUGACACUUGCGAUGAAUCGGAGGAAGAUAUUACUUUGAUGUCCCUACUUAGAUCUACAAAAGGCAAGAGAAAGAAAAAACCCACUUGUGGAAGUACACCUGUUGCUUCUUCCAUUCCAUGUGGAUCUCCUGCAAGGAGCUUAUCCAGAUCCUCUGGUAGUCUUACAGUUAACCGAAAGCGUGUACGCAUCAUUCUGUCUGACGAUGAAGGAGAAAAUGAUGAUAACAUUCGCUCAGACAGAAUAAGUAGCAGGUGUUUCGUGGAAGGCAUUGCAACUUCUGAUGAACUGAACAAAAAGGAUGCUCCCUCUCUUCAAGUCCAGGAUGUUUCACCUGUUGCUUCGAGAUGUACAGUUGAUGAAUCUAUUCCUGCCAAUCUUCAGCAUAGCACCUCCUCACACAAAUCCAAUGGUUCUAAAUCCAACCACGCCAAUGAUUCUAGAAUAACUGGAUCCUGUGCUGAUGUAGGCGAUUCAAAAACUCACAGAAACAUAAACAGCUUCUCCAUUGGUUCCUCCAACUUAUUGCAAAAUGAAAUCUCCAAGGGUCGACAUGUUUGUUCUGAUGAAUCUUGUCAGCAUAUCUUGUUUAAAAUUGAUCAAGAAUUGGUAUACAUGGACCCAAACAUGUAUCUAAUUGAUGGUAAACUCAACAUAGAGCAGAUGAAGGUUGAUUUGGCAUGCUUUUAUUAUUUACAGCUCUCACAAGAAAAGAGGUCAAGAGCAGGACUGGUGCCAGUAAUUCAACAUAUGCAGUGUGGUGAGAAAAUUCUUGGAUCUAUGGAAACAUUAUACAACUUUAACAACCUUGCUCCAGAGAAGAUCUGUGUCGAGGUUUCUGUUGGUGUUAUGGUACCAAAAAUUGUGAUGAAACUGUACAUAGACUGCUGUGAGUUACUAUCUGAACAGCCUAAUCUGGAAGUGCUGCGGAGAUUGUACAACUUAGAGGUAUCGGAGGAUGAAAUUUUAGUGUCUGAUUGCCAAUUGCGAGAUGUAUCAGUAGCACCGUUGUUGAAUGCUCUGCAAAUGCACAAAACACUUGCAGGCUUGGACCUGUCUCAUAAUCUAUUAGGAAAUCUCACUGUUGAGAACCUCAGACAAGUGUUCAUGUCAUCAGGACAAAAUUAUGGUGGUCUUAUAUUGAAUCUGCACAACAAUUGUCUUGGUCCAGCUGCUUUGUUUCAGAUUUGUGAAUGCCACGUGCUCUAUGCACGACUGGAAGUUCUCAAUGUAUCUGGAAACCCUUUGACUGAUGCUUGUGCUUCUUACAUCUCAACCAUCCUCCGAAACUGCAAAGCUCUUUAUAGUUUGAACAUAGAGAACUGUUCUGUUACAUCAAGAACAAUUCAAAAAGUUGCUGAAUCUUUGGAUUCUGAAUCGGCACUUACGCAUCUCUUUAUAGGACACAAUCACCCUGUAUCUGGCAAUGCAGUAAUUAAUCUUCUGAAAAAACUCAGUGCCACCAACUGGUUUCAAGUGCUCAGUCUAAAUGGGAUAAAGCUCAGCAAGCCAGUAGUUGAUAGCCUUUGCCAACUUGCCAUGGAUUGUUGCUUGUCUGGGUUGCUACUGGGACAUACUAACAUUGGAACUGAAGGUGCAUUACAGUUGAUCAAACCAUUAUCCAAGGACACUCAGGAACUGGUCAGGCUAGAUCUAUCAAAUUGUGCACUUACUUGUGACUACAUUGUUGGUCUCAAAGAUGAAGCAUCCUUGGUUUGUGGUAUUCUUGAAUUGAAUCUUGGUGGAAAUCCAAUCAUGAAAGAGGGAAGCAAUGAAUUGUCAUCCUUACUCCGCAAUCCGCAGUCUUGUUUAAGGGUUCUGGUGGUCUGCAAAUGUGAACUAGGUCUUGAAGGUGUCAUUCACAUGCUUCAAGCCCUAUCCGAGAAUCGCACUCUUGAAGAACUCAACCUGGCUGACAAUAUCAAUCCAAAUGAAGCUGAAGCUCUAACAAUCAACUGCAGACCGUCAGAAAAAGGGUAUAACUCUUCACCAGCAGCCAAAACCGAUCCCGACCCGUUGAAUGUUGCUUCACCGGAGCUAGUUGAUGCUCUGCCUCAAGAUAUGUCUGCCUUAGACCCAAGCGAAAACCAGCUCGAAGUUGCUGACAGUGAAGAUGGGCUAGAAGAGCCGCGAGCUACAUCAUCUGGUCCUGGAGAAAGUAGCAAGCACGCAUCCCCAAACAUGAUUCUUCAUCAAGAAAGUUGGCCCAUGCAGCAGCUUUCUUCUUCUGUUAAAAUGGCAAGAUCGUUAAAAGUAUUGGAUCUUAGUGGUAACGGGUUCUCUCAGGAAGUCAGCGAUGCUCUAUUUUCAGCAUGGUCCUCAGGAACUAGAGCUGGUUUGAGUCAGAGACAUGUUGAUGGAAAGACGGUCCAUUACUCAGUGCAGGGAAGCACGUGCUGUGGCAUUAAGCCUUGCUGCAGAAAGAUUUGAGAUGGGCAGAUUCAUAUGUAUGAGAAUAUUCAAUUGAGAGUCAAUUUUUCGAAGUGUAUGUAGUUACCUUAAAGGUUCCAAGCACAUGAUCAUUGAUCUUAUAUUUAUACAGUUAUGAGUUUAGGGGCAUUUUUACAAUCAUUUAUGUUCAAUAAAUUUCAAUAGCAAAAUGUUUAAAGAUUAA
Molecule: messenger RNA, 4394 nt
Organism: Salvia hispanica
Lineage: Eukaryota; Viridiplantae; Streptophyta; Magnoliopsida; Lamiales; Lamiaceae
Gene: TSK
Product: tetratricopeptide repeat (TPR)-containing protein
Biological process (GO): meristem structural organization; response to DNA damage checkpoint signaling; epigenetic regulation of gene expression
Cellular component (GO): nucleus
Molecular function (GO): protein binding
Source: RefSeq, a predicted model, not a curated record